This is a messenger RNA of Delphinapterus leucas (beluga whale), 1205 nucleotides long. It is a transcript of the gene TMEM18, whose product is annotated as transmembrane protein 18. The record is from RefSeq and is a predicted model, not a curated record. Gene Ontology annotation, cellular component: nuclear membrane. NCBI's taxonomy places the organism in Eukaryota, Metazoa, Chordata, Mammalia, Artiodactyla, Monodontidae.
UCUUGACCUAUCCGGGCGGGGCGGGGAAGACGAAAAGGUGGUGGUGAGGAAGGGCCUUUCCGGAGGCGAUGCCGUCUGCAUUCUCAGUCAGCAAGUUCCCCGUCAGCAUCCCCGCCGUGAUCACGCAGACGGACUGGACGGAGCCCUGGCUCGUGGGGCUGGCUGCCUUCCACGUGCUCUGCCUGCUGCUCACCUGGUUCUCAUCCCGGAGGUACAAGCUACAGGUGGGGCACUUCCUGUGCCUGGUGACCUUAGUCUACUGCGCGGAGUACAUCAAUGAAGUGGCGGCAGUGAACUGGAGGUUGUUCUCGAAGUACCAGUAUUUUGACUCGAGGGGCAUGUUCAUCUCCAUAGUGUUCUCAGCGCCCGUGCUACUGAACGCCCUGGCCAUCGUGGUCCUGUGGGUGCGCAAGGCCCUGACCGUGAUGACCGACCUGAGGGCCCUGCAGCAGAGGAGGAGGGCCAGGGGCAGGCCCGGGAGGAGUGACGCCUCGGAUCCGGCCUCGCGCGCUCCUGGACUGCACUUAGACCAGCCUUUAGGACAGAGUUUGCCGCACGUCCACCAGGGCACUCGCCGGGCCUGCAGGGGGUCCCGUCUCUCCAGUUAAGUUGUAAGCAAACGGAACUGCGCACGUCGCCACACGUCCACGGGACUCCUGUGACCGUGUGAGCUACCAGACAUCCGUCCACAUGGGGACGGUGACUGAGUGAGGGACAGUGCCAUGCACGUGUGGGCACCUCCGUCACCCCCAUCAACUCGCAUCACCUCCAUCACCCCUAUCACGCCCGUCACCUCCUGUCACCUCCAUCACCCCUGUUACCUCCAUCACCCCCUGUCACCUCCAUCACCCCCUGUCACCUCCAUCACCCCCUGUCAACCCCCAUCACCCCUGUCACCCCCAUCACCUCCAUCACCCCUGUCACCUCCAUCACCCCCUGUCACAUCUGUCACCCUGGCCUGAUCUGCAUAGCGGUGGCCUCUCCAUGUGGUGCUGCCACAGGACAGAACACGAGGGGCUGCCUUUCCUUUCAUCCAGUUAGAGAUGUGACGACCCUCGGAGGCCCUGGGUCGGAAUCCACAGAAGCAGUGGCUGGAUGAGCCCCUUGAGUUGUCUUUAGGAAGGAAAGUUGCCAGUAGAAACAGUCAACAUUCACCUGUUUCAACUAACAGAUUUUUUUUAUAGCAAAUACAAAGAUUGAUUGUA